This is a messenger RNA of Biomphalaria glabrata, 1895 nucleotides long. RefSeq lists its product as uncharacterized. NCBI's taxonomy places the organism in Eukaryota, Metazoa, Mollusca, Gastropoda, Planorbidae. The record is from RefSeq and is a predicted model, not a curated record. The transcript has 2 exons. Bases 271 to 1104 code for a protein of 277 amino acids.
AUUCACUUUGAUUGGUUCUAUCUCGGGUCAUACAGGACUGGUAUUGAAAUGGUCUCCGAACAUAUUUGCUUUCAUUGAAGCGUGGCAUGGCUAGAUUAUGAGAAAAUGUAACAGACUAGUCCUCUACUGAAAAUGUGACUCAUUCAAUAAUGUUCUUGUAUUCUAAGCCUAUGAAUAUAUUGAUGAUACAGAUAAAUCAUUUUGGCUGACCUCAUCUGAUUUGGCUGAUACCUCGUGCUGUUCUAAACAAGAAAAUGUCCUUAUCCUUCCAUGUACCGUAACAGCAACAUAAACAUUGAAAUGUCCUCCCAAAGUAACUCAGCAUCUCAUAAACAGUACAAUGCUGACGAAGAUCGAGGUCAAUUUACCAGGCAAUUGAGUUCACAGAGCCGAUUCAAAGUGGACGCCAGGCCCACUAAAAUGCUCUGCAAACGAGUGGAUGAAUUCAGGAUAGAGGUUGACGAAAUGGCCUUUACAGAGCACGAGUACGACCGCCGCCGCCGCCGGAGAGCCUCCUCCAGGAGAGACCGACACAUCCGUCGUUGGAGGAGAUGCUACCUUCCCGCCAUCUUGCUAGUACUAGCCGGUUCUUUCUUUCUGUUUGUCAGCUCUAUUGAUGGAUUUGUAGAUAAAAGCUCUGUUUUUAGGCAGAACAAACUUCUCUUCCAGUGUGUAGGUGGCGCUGCUCUAGGACUAGGCAGCUUCCUGAUUGUUCUGAGCGUUGUGUGCAUACACCACAGAGAAGACUUUGUGAAAUCAACAGCGCCAUCUCUGUCCUACACACGAGAUCAGACUUCAGAGACGAAUGAUCAGCUCGACGGAUAUUUCCGUCUGCCUUCGUCAGACUCCGGGUGUCCGGAAUCCCCCGCCGACAGCCUUGCGGAGAGCUUCCGUUCUUUUGACUCUGCUGGUAAAUGGAUAUCAGAACACAGAGCAGCUUUUAAGGCUAGUGCCCGCAGUCUACGCCGAGUGUACAGCGACACGGCUUUAAAUGAAAACUUUUCUAAAGCACGUUUGGUUGUCUGGGCACACAACUAUCCAGGCAAAACUGUAAACACUGAUGGAGUAUCCGAAGAGAAACCUCAGAUUCCUUGCGAUACAUAAAAUAGAUUGCAUAAGAUUCUGUUAGUUAAGACUAUUAAAUCGUAGCUAUGCAAGGAGUUGUAAAUAUUGUAUACUACAAUAACAAAUGUGUUUCAAUGUUACAUGUUACAAAUGUGUUCAUCAAUCAAUAUACCAAGUAUCAUUUAGCAUGUUAUACAUCUCGUUGUUGUUACACCAUUACAUUUAUAUCAACUCACUCUGUCUGGUACAAUUUUUUUUUACACUUUCUCCCACACCCAUUCUUGGAUCUUUACACAAUCAUUUGUUUUACCUAACAAAACACGAAUCAAUCAAAUAAAAAAAAUUAACCAAUCAGUUAAUUAAUUAUUGAUAAUUAUCAUGUUUAGUAUUGAACAAAGGAAAUAAAUGUUACUUAUUGUGAGAUUUGACAGUAUAUGUGAAGCUAUUCCCCACUAUUAAGUUUUUAACGAUUUUUUUUCACCUUCUCUCAUCAAGCUGAAAUUUCGCAUAAUUAUUCAUAGUCGAUGGCAAAACACGAAUCAGUUAAAAAAAUUCACCAAUUAGUUAAUCAGUUAAUGGGAAUUAAUUAAUUUUGUUUUGAAAUUGAAAAGGGGAACUAAUUCAUCAAGUAUUGAGAUAUGUCUAAUUUAGGGUUAUUUCCUUUAGAUAAACUUUGUUUUUUUUUUGUGUGUGUUUUUUUUAAGAUUUUAAAGAAAUAUUUUGCAUGUUUAAAUUAUUGAGUUUUAGUGUGUGUGUGGGGGGGUGUUUAAGUUCAAGUUUAUAAGUUAUUGCGUUACAAAUGUGUUUCAUAAAUAAAACGAUGUAUUCAU